Erythranthe guttata (spotted monkey flower) is the source of this 969-nucleotide messenger RNA. Its product is annotated as fasciclin-like arabinogalactan protein 9. The record is from RefSeq and is a predicted model, not a curated record. NCBI's taxonomy places the organism in Eukaryota, Viridiplantae, Streptophyta, Magnoliopsida, Lamiales, Phrymaceae. Gene Ontology annotation, cellular component: plasma membrane. Gene Ontology annotation, biological process: plant-type secondary cell wall biogenesis.
CAUUAACUACCAACAAAUUCAAACUCCAAUUUAAUCUUCUCUCUCAUCUUAUCCCCAUAAAAACCCCACACACCACCAAUCCAUUCUCACUACACCACCAAAAAAAUGGCACUCAUACUCCUUUCUCUCACUACACUUCUUCUCUCACUCUUCCUCCUCCCCACCGCCCACGCCCAGUCGGCGCCGCCACCCACCCCCGCCGGCCCGAUCAACAUCACCGCGAUCCUCGAAAAGGCCAACCAAUACACCACCUUCAUCCGCCUCCUGAACGAAACUCAGGCAGCCAACCAGAUCAACAACCAGGUCAACAAUUCACACGACGGCAUGACGGUGUUCGCCCCGACCGACAACGCCUUCAACAACCUGCCACCUGGCACCCUCAACAAACUCACAAACCAGCAGCAAGUCCAGCUCGUGCUUUACCACAUUUGCCCAAAGUUCUACUCUCUUGAAAGUCUGUUGACGGUCAGCAACCCGGUCAGGACACAGGCCAGCGGGCAGGACAACCAAGUGUUCGGGCUCAACUUCACCGGUCAGGGGAAUCAGGUCAACGUGUCCACCGGAAUCGUCGAAGUGCCGAUCUACAAUGCAUUGAGGAAAGACCCACCGCUCGCGGUUUACCAGGUCGAUAAGGUACUUAUACCUAAAGAAUUUUCUGAGCCGAAACCCCCGGCGGCUUCUCCACCUCCGAAUGGUGAUGGUUCUGGAAGCGCCGCCAAGGAUGGCGGCGCUGCCAAAGCCCCAUCGACGAGCAGUCCCGGAAAUGGAUCCGGGAAGAUGAAUGUGGGGUUCGGAUUGGUGUCCGGGAUUCUUUUGUUGUGCAUGGGACUCUUGUCGUCCUGAUCACGGGAAUUACAAACUUUUCUUAAUAAUUGUUUUUUUUUUUUUUGAAUUCUUUUUUCUUUUCUUGUGUAUGUUGAAAAUAUUGUUUAAUUUGUUCUUCUUUAAUUAAACUGAGGUUUGUGGUUU